AUGUCUCUGACUCACCCUUUUAUGUACUCCUGGGCCGGCGUGCACUCCAUACCAGGCCUCUACGCUUUCACAGUGAUAUAUGGCUUCUUUGCCGCCGGCGUGCAAUCCUUCUUCCCGGCGGUGGUCACCCGUCUCACCCAUGACCAGACCCGUAUCGGAACAGGGAUGGGCAUGGUGUUUGCUAUCGUGGGCGUUGCCUCUUUGGUUGGGUUGCCGUUGUCUGGGGCGCUGGUCAGUGCCCGGCCUGGUGGAGGGUUUUUGGAUGCCCAGAUGGCUGCAGGGACGUUUUUGGCGGUUGGCGCUGUGUUUAUGGGUCUGACGAGGGCGGCCAAGACGGGGCCAGUGUGGUUUGUGAAGGCUUAG
Aspergillus bombycis is the source of this 363-nucleotide messenger RNA. RefSeq lists its product as uncharacterized. The coding region runs from base 1 to 363 and encodes 120 amino acids. The transcript has a single exon. The record is from RefSeq and is a predicted model, not a curated record. Lineage: Eukaryota; Fungi; Ascomycota; Eurotiomycetes; Eurotiales; Aspergillaceae.